AUGGUGCUUUUCAAGCGCAAGCCGGUGCAGUUUCUGCAGACGCCGGUAGUAGAAGAUGAGUCUCUGGAGGUGUGGCAUAUUCCCCAGACGGGGGAAAUCUUCGUGUCGUAUGAGGAAUAUCUGAAUCGCAUGGAUUUUUAUAACCAGCCGCGAUUCAUCUGCCAGAUCACCGGCCACUCUGGCUUGACAUUCUUCGCAGCUCUGAGAAGCGAACAGGCUGGCGCCGAAGAGGUAGAGCAAGCUUUCCCCGAAGCACUGAAAGGCCCCGUCUUGCGACGCGUCCAGUUCCAGACCAUCUCGCGAAUCGAUAAUCUCGUGGACUUGAUAUACGACGAGUUCAAGGCCGACUAUUACCCUGGAGAAGCUGUCACGAUUCACCUCAUGAACGGCGACCGCACGACCGGCAUCGUCAGGGACAAGGCGCGACUGGGCAGCAAAGUACUACCUGACGGCACUCUCACAGAGCCCUACUCGCGCUACUUUACCAGCAUUGACGGCAGACCCGGCGAGGAGGGCGUCGUCGACGAGAACAACAUCUACCGUGACAGGAAGAUCUUUACCAAAGCCGUGCUCCGAUCCUUCAUCAAGAAGACCGUCACUCGAGAGGCCUGGACGGGAGCACCUUGGCUUGUUAAGCAUGACGUCGCAGCGCAAUACCACAUCGACACCCGCGUACCUCCGCAUUUGCGGUACGACAACAAAUUGCUGGAGCGCAAGCAACACCAGGCGCAGAAGAGGGCCUUGGGUGCGCAAGAGAUGAACAACUCCAACGGCAUCUCAUUCCAGGCCACAUUCGGACCUACGAGGUUGCCUGAGCUCAAACCCGCGCCCAAGUCCCAGAAACUAGCCCGGCUUCAAGAGCAGCAGUUCAAAGGCAGACAGGGCAUCCAUGUUGGGCCAGAUCCGCACUUUGUGCCUGGCAACAACCCUUUCCAGUUCCCCGUCUCGUACCGCAACAACAUGCCACCACCUCCCACGCCUGUCGUAUACACGCCUCCUGCUCCACCGCCGCCCCCUCCACCCCCCAAGUAUCCAAUCGAAGAUCUCCAGCUUGAACCGCGCGACGAUUACGUACGACCGCCAUUGAAGUUCAUAUGUGCCGACCCCCCUCAGGGUGUGGUUGAUAGCGGCGCUCGAAACGAUAAGAUCCUCAUGAAAUCUAUCGGGCCUCUGUUGGAGACUUGGGAUACCUUGAACGUCUAUGCCGAGAUCUUCAAGCUGGAUUCCUUCACGUUCGACGACUUCGUCCAGGCCAUGGAGAUUGCCAGCGCAGACAUCCCCGUUCAGCUUUUUAACGAAAUCCAUUGCGCCGUCUUGAAGCAGCUCGUGAGCUCCGAAGCAGAUGGUGGCAAGCUUUUGGUACGAAUGCCAGAGCUUGAAGAGGAAGAGGAUGAUGAGAGCGAGGACGAAGAAGACCAGAGCCAAAUUCCUACCCCAGAGCCAGAACCGCAACCAAAACCGGCAACGCGUGCAACUCGAAGUAGCCUAGCUAAGGCCGAAGCCGAAAGACUACAAGCCGAGACGGCUGCUGCAGAGAAAGAGGAGGUUGAAGCUACCCCAGCUCUAAAACAUCGUGCGGCAGAGGCCCUUGCGAACUACGAUUGGAUUGAACAUCUGAAGAAGCGCGACUUUAAAGAAGGCGGGUGGGAGCUCAUCAUGGUUGGGCUGUUGAAUCAGUUAUCUCGAGAUCCCAGGAAGACCGAGGUUUGCGAGGAGCUGCUAAUUCAGCUGGUGCCACCCGACCAUGAGCCUACACAAGAGACGGUACAGCAGUGCUACGGCAAGCUUGAUCUCAAUCUCCGGAUUUCCGCUCUCCAGAUAAUAUGUAUGUUGACAGUCGGAACCAAGGCCGUCCGUGCGUAUAUGGAGGACUGCUCCGAGACUAUGACUGGCUAUCGAAAGGAAAAGAUCGAGUGGCAGAAGAAUCGAAAGCAGACAAUCGAGGAGCUCAAGGCCCUAAACGAUCAGCGCAAAAUUCUACUACCUGCCAAUAUGCCGCAAUCUCCCAAGUCCGAGGAUGCGCCGGAAACCAAUGGUGACGUUAAGAUGACGGACGCCGAAGAGUCACAGCCUGAAGAGCCUACCGAAGACAUUGUUGAUAGUGACGAGGAGACUUCCCUUCGACGUAACACGCGACGCGGAGGCGAUCGUGCUGUUGCCCAGAGAAAGCAAAAAGAAAGGGAAGAAGAGCAACGCAAGAAAGAGGCCGAGGCAGCCGCUAAACUCCCAAAGCAGUCGAAACAGUUUAUCAAAGUUGUCAAGGAUAUCCAGAAGAAGGAGGACUAUGUCAAGAAAUGCGAGGACGAGAUUGCGGUUAUCGACAACGAUCUACGAGAAGCUGAUUGUGCGCGCACUCGAGUUCUGGGCAAGGAUCGCUUCUGGAAUCGAUAUUACUGGUUUGAACGCAAUGGCAUGCCCUAUGCUGGUCUUCCGACCAGUUCUACUGCUGAAGCAGGUUAUGCCAAUGGUUGCAUCUGGGUUCAAGGCCCCGACAAUCUCGAACGGGAAGGCUACAUUGAUCUCCCCCCAGAGCUGCAAGCCGAGUACAAGCAGAAGUUCAAGAUCACAGUGCCCCAGCGAAAGAAGAUGGAGGAGGGUCGCACAAGCGUUUUCAACGCGCAUCAAUGGGGCUAUUAUUCCGAUCCAAACGACGUUGAUUCCUUACUUAGCUGGCUUGACCCCCGAGGCUUCAAUGAGCUCAAGCUGCGCAAAGAAUUGCUCAACUACAAGGAGAAAAUUGUUGCCGGUAUGGAGAGUCGGGCAAAGUACCUCGCUGCAGUUGAAGAAGCGGAGGACAAGAAGGAGGAAGAACAGUCAAAGGAGCCAAAGCGUAUGAGCACUCGCGCUAAGAACCAGCCCUCUCCAGAGCUCCAACCACAACACCGAUGUGCAACUUGGUACAACUCUAUGGCGAUUGACGACAUUGGCCACGUACACAGCGAAGAGCCCCCUCCCCCAGAGAAGAAAGCUAAAAAGCCUGCUCGAAAGUCCAAAGGCUAA
This is a messenger RNA of Truncatella angustata, 3000 nucleotides long. Its product is annotated as ATP-utilizing chromatin assembly and remodelling N-terminal-domain-containing protein. The transcript is spliced from 6 exons. Lineage: Eukaryota; Fungi; Ascomycota; Sordariomycetes; Amphisphaeriales; Sporocadaceae. Bases 1 to 3000 code for a protein of 999 amino acids. The record is from RefSeq and is a predicted model, not a curated record.